AUGAUCCCUCCUCCAUCUAUGGCGAACUAUAGCCAUGCAGGGGACCACACCAUCUUGCAGAAUGUCUCUCCUCUCGCCACGUUCCUCAAACUGACCUCUCUGGGUUUCAUCAUUGGAGUCGGCGUGGUUGGAAACCUCCUGAUCUCCAUCCUGCUGGUCAAAGACAAGAGCCUGCACCGGGCGCCCUACUAUUUCUUGCUGGACCUGUGCGCCUCUGACAUCCUGCGCUCCGCCAUCUGCUUCCCCUUUGUCUUCACCUCGGUCAAGAAUGGAUCCGCAUGGACCUAUGGCACGCUGACCUGCAAAGUGAUCGCCUUCCUGGGUGUGCUCUCCUGUUUCCACACAGCGUUUAUGCUAUUCUGUGUCAGCGUCACACGCUACCUGGCCAUCGCACACCACCGUUUCUACACCAAGAGGCUGACCUUCUGGACCUGUCUAGCUGUCAUCUGCAUGGUGUGGACGUUGUCAGUGGCUAUGGCGUUCCCGCCGGUGCUAGAUGUGGGGACGUACUCUUUUAUCCGGGAGGAGGACCAGUGCACGUUCCAGCACCGUUCCUUCCGGGCGAACGAUUCGCUGGGCUUCAUGCUCCUGCUGGCGCUCAUCCUCCUGGCCACGCAGCUGGUUUACCUCAAGCUCAUCUUCUUCGUCCACGACCGUCGGAAGAUGAAGCCUGUCCAGUUUGUGCCUGCUGUCAGCCAGAACUGGACCUUCCACGGGCCAGGGGCCAGCGGGCAGGCGGCGGCCAACUGGCUGGCCGGAUUCGGUCGAGGCCCAACCCCGCCUACUUUGCUGGGCAUCCGGCAGAACAGCAACGCGGCGGGCCGCAGGCGUCUACUGGUAUUGGAUGAAUUCAAAACAGAGAAGAGGAUUAGUAGGAUGUUCUACAUCAUGACGUUUUUCUUCCUGGCGCUGUGGGGGCCCUAUCUGGUCGCCUGCUACUGGCGGGUGUUUGCAAGGGGCCCCGUAGUCCCUGGGGGCUACCUGACGGCAGCCGUGUGGAUGAGCUUUGCCCAGGCUGGGGUCAACCCUUUCAUCUGCAUCUUCUCAAACAGGGAGCUUCGGCGCUGCUUCAGCACCACACUCCUCUACUGCAGAAAAUCCAGGUUACCAAGGGAACCCUACUGCGUUAUAUGA
Messenger RNA from Anoplopoma fimbria (sablefish), 1134 nucleotides. It is a transcript of the gene gpr85, whose product is annotated as G protein-coupled receptor 85. The record is from RefSeq and is a predicted model, not a curated record. Bases 1 to 1134 code for a protein of 377 amino acids. The transcript has a single exon. Gene Ontology annotation, molecular function: G protein-coupled receptor activity. Gene Ontology annotation, biological process: G protein-coupled receptor signaling pathway. NCBI's taxonomy places the organism in Eukaryota, Metazoa, Chordata, Actinopteri, Perciformes, Anoplopomatidae. Gene Ontology annotation, cellular component: plasma membrane.